GUCCCAGUGGCAACAAGCCGAGCCUAUGGAGCCGGAAGGCAACGGCACCUACACCUAUGUGGUGGUCUUGGGCGAGACAAGGUUUGAGCAGUUCCAGAUCUGGCUUGAUGGUGAGUCUCACCGGGUCCUGCAUCCUGGCCACGCUAAGGGGUUCAAGGACACCACCGUGUUUGGUCCAGACUCCAUGGGACAUGGCUGCAACUGGGUCAUCGACGGCCGCCAGGAGCUGCCAGCG
This is a messenger RNA of Symbiodinium pilosum, 235 nucleotides long. Lineage: Eukaryota; Dinophyceae; Suessiales; Symbiodiniaceae. The record is from the annotation of a GenBank genome assembly.